Messenger RNA from Acipenser ruthenus (sterlet), 4120 nucleotides. Its product is annotated as thyroid hormone receptor beta-A-like. Gene Ontology annotation, biological process: retinoic acid receptor signaling pathway; thyroid hormone receptor signaling pathway; positive regulation of transcription by RNA polymerase II. Bases 182 to 1609 code for a protein of 475 amino acids. The record is from RefSeq and is a predicted model, not a curated record. NCBI's taxonomy places the organism in Eukaryota, Metazoa, Chordata, Actinopteri, Acipenseriformes, Acipenseridae. The transcript is spliced from 7 exons. Gene Ontology annotation, molecular function: zinc ion binding; nuclear receptor activity; RNA polymerase II cis-regulatory region sequence-specific DNA binding.
GUGCCGUACCACAUAUCAUUUUUACGCCUGUAUUCAGAAUUAGGAUUUGUUUUGUUUGUAUUAAUAAAUUCAAAUUAAAGUUAGAAAUAAUUUCAUCUUUUAUACAGAUUUAUAUAUUUUUUAUUAAGUUAUCUUAAUUGGUUGCAAAGUAGUGCUCUUUGUCUUUCUCUUUUGUACCACUAUGAACUACUGCAUGCAGGAGAUGUACCAUGUCCACCAUACCACAGGUAGUAAUUUCCCGGUGCAGCCAAUUGACUACUACAUGCACACAGAUGAGAGCCAGGGUUACAGCAGUUGUGAUGCGCAGCUUCUACAUAAUAAUGCAUGUAUGGAACAGGCCUGGGUAACGAAUCAGCCUUAUAUCUCUAGUUACCCUGGAAACGUGUUGAAAAGUGAGUUCUGUAACAUGGACAUGGCCUUGAAUCACUAUCAGCAGACAGAGUAUUUCGCAGAUGGAAAAGCUGAUUUUUCUCACAUUCAGUGGACGCCAGGGUCACCAAAAAAAGGGUACAUACCAAGUUAUUUGGAUAAGGAUGAGUUGUGUGUUGUGUGUGGCGAUAAAGCUACUGGGUAUCACUAUCGCUGUAUCACCUGCGAAGGCUGCAAGGGAUUUUUCCGGAGAACCAUCCAGAAAAACCUUCAUCCAUCUUAUGCCUGCAAAUACGAGGGAAAAUGCAUAAUAGACAAAGUCACAAGAAACCAGUGCCAGGAAUGCCGUUUCAAAAAAUGCAUUGCAGUUGGCAUGGCAACAGACUUGGUUUUGGAUGACGGCAAGCGGUUAGCAAAGCGAAAGCUGAUAGAGGAAAACCGGGAGCGCAAACGCCGUGAUGAGAUGCAGAAGACCGUUUGGAGCAAGCCUGAUCCCAGCCAGGAGGAGUGGGAGCUGAUCCGAGUGGUGACAGAAGCACACGUGACCACGAACGCACAAGGAAGCCACUGGAAACAGAAACGGAAAUUUCUGCCCGAGGACAUUGGGCAGGCUCCAAUAGUGAAUGCACCAGAAGGAAGCAAAGUGGACAUAGAAGCCUUCAGUCAGUUUACAAAAAUCAUCACCCCCGCAAUCACACGUGUGGUGGACUUUGCCAAAAAACUGCCUAUGUUCUGCGAGCUGCCAUGUGAAGACCAGAUAAUCCUUCUGAAAGGCUGCUGUAUGGAAAUCAUGUCCCUCCGAGCAGCCGUGCGCUACGACCCAGAGAGUGAGACGUUAACCCUCAAUGGGGAGAUGGCUGUGACCAGGGGGCAGCUGAAAAAUGGAGGCCUUGGCGUAGUGUCGGAUGCGAUCUUUGACCUCGGCGUGUCGCUCUCCUCUUUUAACCUGGACGAUUCAGAGGUUGCUUUGCUUCAGGCUGUAAUUCUGAUGUCUUCAGAUCGGCCUGGUCUAGCAAGUGUGGAGAGAAUUGAAAAAUUCCAAGAACAGUUUCUUCUGGCAUUUGAGCACUACAUAAACUAUCGCAAACACAACGUCUCUCACUUCUGGCCCAAACUCUUGAUGAAGGUGACAGACCUGCGCAUGAUUGGAGCGUGCCAUGCCAGCAGGUUUCUGCACAUGAAGGUGGAGUGCCCUACAGAACUCUUCCCUCCGCUCUUUCUGGAAGUGUUCGAGGACUGAGAGAGAACAAGUGGAAUAAAGAAAUAAAAGUCUGCUUUGCGAUAAUCUUUCUGAACUGCUUUUAGCACUACUGAAUGUUAUUUCUUUCCAUAGUGUAGGAUAGUUUCUGUCAAGACGUGGAUGAAAACAUUCCUUCAAUGCGGGUACAUGUGAAUAUAGAGUUUCUCUUGUAUAGUAUUUGUUGCUAACUAAUUGUGAUUUUUUUUUUUUUUUUUUUUGGUUUUGUAUAGUCUUUGAGUAGUAAUUGUCAUCACAUAUGUGGUCAUCAGAAAAAGCUGAAAAUUAAAAAUUGUUAGCAUGUGGUUUGUGAAUUACCAGUAGAAACCCACAAAUUAUGCAGAUGUUUUUAACAUGUCAAUCUGCCCUAUCAUUCCACCUCCAUUCAACCCUUAUUCACACUCAAAAACCUUUCCUAUUUGCACAAAUACAGACAAAAAACACUGUUUUUAUGAAUACACAUACUAAGUGUGUACCAAAAAAGCCAUAUUGUCCCUGUUUCUAGUAACUGCUAGAAAACUAGAUAACAAAACCUGUUUGCAACAGAAACCCUGAAGCAAAUUUCUUUUUAAUGCAAGUAGUGAAGAAAUAUUUAGUCUUCUCUAACUUUAGAAAGCAGUUUGUGAAUCUUUUUCUUUACAAGAACUGUAGACAUGCAGUUAUUUUAUUAUCAACCAUUUGAAUGAACUAUGGAAUUAAAGUAAACGUGUAUUUUGCUUAUUGCUAAAAUACUAAAAUAUGAUGCUUUAUGGUGCCAAAUAUGGGUGGUGUGAAUAUUUUAGCUCCUAAAAACACAUUUAUGCACACUGGCCCAGGUGGUGUGCUAUGACCUGUUUUAUUAAAAAGGUCUCAUUGCUUGUUUAAUCAGCCACAAUGUAACAGAAGAAUACACAGUUCAGUUUAUUAUUGCUCAUGUAUAUUAGUGUGUCUGCCGAUCACUACUUGCCAGAAAACCUUGAUGCAGCAGAUUGUUAAUAUUCAUGUCAGGAACUCUAAAUUCCACGUGUCAUAUUUUUCUAAAUGUAUGAAUCAUGGAUUUAUUAAGGCAGAGCUUCUGCCAGUGCUGGAUUUUGUUAUUCUAUCAUUAUUCAAGAUUGCUUGUUUUGAGAAGUCUGAGCUACACCUGACCUAGAAAAUCUAUUUUAACCAGCAAAGCAUGGCUAAAGUAAGGGCAUAAUAUACUGUACGUUGGGUUAACAAAGCACUCUGCAGCUACAUUUUUAUAUCAAAGAUGUAGCCUUUUUUGUCCAGCAAAAUCACCCUAUGCAUUUUAUUAAAUCAAAUAUAGCAGGUUUUGGGAUUUAUAAGCAGGCAUUAUCUGGCUGCUGACAAAGUCGAUUUCUUUAGCUCACUGAGCACAGUUGCUGUGUUUAACUCCCAAGGUCUGCAGAACUGAUGGCUGCUAUUGUAAUAUUGCUCUGUUCUAAGAAUGAAAAAAUGGUUAGCCUUGUGUGGUUUUCUACCAUGUCUGCUUACAUUUAUUCCUAAAAGCCGCUUCUGAUUUACGUUUAAUUGAAGAAGCCUUUUUAUAGCAGUAGAACAACAUUAUUUAGAAUGUUCACAGGCAACUGCGCACACAUGUUUUAAUGCAAAGACAAUCGGACAGUAAAACUAAGAGGUGGGUCACAAGGUUAAAUGUAACCAUAAAAUGUAAUAUAUAUUUAUAUAGCAAAUGUAAAAAAAAAUAUUUAGGUAUCAGUGAUGUAAUGCAUGUGUUGAAUUGUUGAUUAAAGAAUGUUGUAUAUUUUGGAUAAAAAAAUGUUUAAAAGGCCAAUGUGAGUAUUAGCUUUUAAAGCAUUGAGUUACUCAAAAUAUUCAAAAUACACCAUUAAAAAGCUAUUUUACAAUAUUGAGGAUAAAGGUUUGUAUAUUUUCCAAAGCAGAAGUUAUUUUCUACAGAUAUUUUAUGCAUAUAAUGGGCUCUUCAAUGAGACAAAAACAAUCUUUUCAUGAGGUUUUAGUAUAUGAACACUAUACAGUUCAGGUACUUGUUCAGCUUAAAUUCAUCAAUAUUUGUUUCCAAUCUUUUAGCAUGUCAGAAAAAAAAUGAGUAUUGUACAAGGCUUAUCGAAUAUUGUUGGUUUUCAAAAAAGUAAUAACAAAUUGACAGCUGUGAGGCUUGCAAGGAUCAAAACUAACAAAAUUGGGAUUAAGAAUCACAUUGUGUAACAACAAAAAGUUAAAACAUUGCACAGGAGGAUAAUCUGAGAUACAUGGCUCUACCAACUCCUUACAGAAACCCUUGGAUUUUACUAGCCAUAAAAUUGAGAUCCAGUUUCGCAAAACAGCAAUCCUAAUAUUUAAGUGUAAAUUAUAAAUACUCACAGUUUUGUACCAAAUUAAAAACACUGUUGCACAGGCAUGGUUUACAGCAUUGUUAGAAAUGAGUAAACACUCAAAUGUUGUGACACAUACCUGAGGUUAAACAGUUAAGUAGAACGUUGCACUAUUAAGAAUUCUUUGUUUGCACUUAAAUGUAAAUUGGCUGUGAAAAUAAAGAUGGAUUGGAAAACA